AAACAUGAGGGGGCCGAUGAUGGCGGAAGACGACCAGAACGCGGACGAGAUGGUGCCGAUCCCCGUGCAGAUAUUUCUGUGGACGCAGUCGUCGCCGUUCGUGCGGCCACGACUUGGAAAGGUCCACGAUGCUGCAUGUAUGUUUUGCCAACGAGCACAAGGCCAUCACGAGCUAAAGGAGGCUUGUAAGUCAUUCGAAAAGGUCCUGGUUCAAAACUUGCGUUUUGGCCUAUCCAUCAGUCUCUCGCAGGCGAUAGAAGCGAUCCCGCGAUGGCGUUUUGUUCAAGCUUCUCUACCACACGUUAUGCACUCGUUAGCUGCCGUACUACACAACAGGGUAAAAGACAAUAUGUCAAGCCUCGGCAAUGUGGAGACGAAACUUCUGUACACAAUGCACUGGAUCAUACUUGAUGCAUCUGACGAGUGCUCGGAGGCCGACUAUGAAGCUGGCAUUUUUCACACAAACCCUUUCCACUACCUGUUCUCCAUUCCUAUAAUGACGCUAUUUGUUUUUCUAUUUGCUCCGAUCGCAGGUAACUUAAAAGAGUCAGAUUUCACAAAUAACUUCCGUUUGGAGAAUGGUCUGAAGAUUUGGCAAGGCUUUUGGGAGUACAGGCACCCUGAUGCCCCCUGUUUCACCACACUUGUGAAGCCCAAACCAAAACCUUUAGGGAGUAAAGUUACCAAAAGACCACAACAUGGAGAUGUGUUUUUAGGACGUAAACCUUCAAAAGAGGAUGGGGGAACAUUAAAUGGUAGCCCUCCAAGUCAAACUGUAUCUAUGUCCCAAUCAGAGGUUCCAUCUAAACAAGGUAGUACAGAGGAUGAGCCAUGGCUUUCAUCUCCAAAAGACACCAUAUUCCCAGAAACUAUACCAGAAGAAAGCUCAAGUACUGAAGAGGAGCAUGUGUUUAUUUAUCGUCUGCCGAGCGAGGUAUGCAGUGGGGCUGUAAAAGAAGCAUAUACAGUGUAUUCUGCUGAUCCCAGUCUCUUUCAAGUUCGUAAAGCUGAUGGAACUAAACAGCCAAUUCCAGGCAUCAAGCCACUGCCACAGGUCACAAAGAUGAGCUCAUCAGAUAAGGAGUCUCUGUCGGAUAGUGGUUCCGCCUCGAAGCCUAAACCAACACCGAGUCCCAUGGACAAACCGUGUUCAGCUAAGCAGGCACAUGUAUCAUCAGCUACUUUCCUAGACGUCGCCACGCUUAGGUGCCUGUUCACGACGCAGUGGACCGAGGAUGGCGUCCACUGGGCCCUGCACUACCUAUACAACAGAUUACGCGACAUAUGCGAUGACCUAUCUAAACAAACACAACCGAGAAGAAGAAGUAAUUCCCUGCCCAUUCCCAAAAUAGAAGUUUCCAUAUAUCAAAGCCCCGAAAUGAAGAAAAGGGAUUCUCUAAAAAACUUAAUGGAAGCCCCCGAUUUAAAGGAGUCCCCGGUUACAGAGAUAUCUUACCCGCCCGCUUCCCCCAAACUCGAGGAAGAACCCCUGACGAGACGUGCGAGUGAAAAAGUUAAAAGGAAAAUGAAAAUGGCCGAUCUCAAAGCUUUUGUAGAAACAAAAAUGUUCUCGAAAUCGGAAAAGGCAUUAGAGAAAAUUGGACACGAUGAUCACAAGUUCAGUUUUCAUACUGCCGUAAGAAUGCUAUCUGAGUAUCAUAGAAGUUUGGAUAAUAAUGAAGAUAGACCGAAUUCUGCUUUAGGAUCUCAGUUCCCGGCGAUAGCCCCUCAUCUAACCGGCGACCUCCUGCCCUGUAAUCUGAUCAAAGGCAAAAGUAUGCCUAGUCUUAGCUGUCUGAUAGACGAGCUAGCCUCCAAUGGGUACAUUGGAGAGAUAAAGACGGAGCGAGCGCACGGGUAUGCGGGUGCUAUGCCCACAAACAUGCAAAAGAAGAAGAAUCCGAUUAUAACCGUCACGGAGCACACGCCCACUCCGUCACCGGACUAUCUUUCCAAAACUCAACAGGGCUCGCUAGAAUCGCAGAUGGACUCCGUGAGCAUGGUGGGCUCGCCGCACAUGGUCUCGCCGGAGCGCAAGCCGAGCCUCACGCGCUCGCAGACCGACUCCAACAUCACGUACGUCGUCGAGGAGGUGCAGGAGGCGCCCGGCUCCAUACACUACAUCACUAAAGACGGGGAAAUUGACUUUCAAGUCGUGUUAAAGGCCGUUUACUCAGUAUGUGUAAUGGACAGUCACUACAUAUCGAUUCGCGUGAUGGAAGUAAUACUGAACCUGGUCGACACGCUCAUGGAGUUGGGGGUCCAUAAGAACUGGAACAGCACCAACGUUGAAGACAACCUGCCUGGCAGUGUCGACCCCUUCACCGAGUUUAUGAAGGAUAAGGAUAACAAGGGUAGAGACUCCGGGCUACCUUGCGCGCAGAGCCAAGAUUCUACGAACGUGGACACCGGCGACAGCACCAAGGAAAAGAGAGAGGAAGAGGACCUGGACUGCCCUUAUUAUAUGUUACUGCAUAUCAUUCUCAGGUUACUCCGCCAGCUAGGCUGUUCUCACGGCUGCGCCACGGCUCUCCGCUGCCCCAUCGCUGACACCCUUCGAAUCCAAGCCAAGAAGUCCCUUCGGCAACUGAGAACAGCAUCUGUCUCCAAGUUUACGCUGAGACUGAAGGAGAUGACGAAGUUUGCUCCUAUUAAAGAGGUGUUGGAUAACCUGCACUCUACCAUCGGGUUUUGCGCCGAGCCAUCAAUGAUGGUAUCGCCUAUGAAUCAACAAAAGCGCAACAUGUCCAAGUCGCCGGACAUGAGCCACCUGCAGAGCGGGUACGCGACCAACUUCGGCGCGGGCCAGGGGCCCAACGACAACCGCGCCGUCGAGACCUUCGUCGUCGAGUCCACCUUCCGGGUGCUCGUCACCAGGUUCGCCGCCAUGCACAAGGAGCUCAAGAUGCUCGACAAUGCGAACCUGUACUUACAAGUGCGACUCCUACUGAGCUACGUUCACGAAGUCCACGGCGGGGAGUUCCGGGUGGUGGCUCUGAGCGGGCUGCUCGACACCGCGGAGCGCCCAGACAGCCAGCCGAAGGAGGCCAACAUGCAGACCACUCGCGUCAUAAGGCAUAUACCUCGCAGUCAAGACGACGAGCGCGGCUCUGACACAGGGGCGGACUCGGGCUGCGCUGCCGAUGACAGGAGUCAUAAGAAGUUCAACUUCAAGAAGAGGAGCACUUCAUCUACGGGGGCACAUAGUCUACUGGAGACCGAGGGUGGGUCGGAGUCGGCCAGCCAGUCGCCGCUGUCGGUGCGCACGCGCCGCUACCCGCUGACGCCGCGCCAGUCCGAGCGCACCAUCCCCUCCACCUCGUCAGCUGACAUGACGCCCCACCAUAAGAUAUCGCACGCCAAAUCUGUGCCCUCCAAGUUCCACUUCAGCGGUUUAGUGAACUGGUUCCGGCAUAAGCCGCAAUCGGCGUCUCUGCUGCGUAACGGCGGCGGUUCCGGCGAAUCUCUGCCCAUUUCUGGCAGCAUGAUCUCACUGGCGCGGCCAAAUCUCGCCGCGCAGCCGAUACCUAGCCGCCCCGUCCACGUCAAACGCCGCGUCGGCUACACGCUUAAUAGAGCUCGCAAACGAGUCGAAGACAGAUUGAACCGAUUUGGUCUCAGAAAGAUGGGGAAGAAAAGAGACGGCAGCAUCGAGGAAACUAGUGGCGGAUAUAUGUCCCGCCGCGGCUCGGCCGAGGGCGGCUCGGGCGGCGGCGAGUCGGAGGUGGUGGUGUUGAAGCGGCGGCGGCUGGUGGCGGCGGCGCCUCUGUACGCGGGCCUGGCGCGCUUCAGCUUUCUACUCGACGCCACACAGCCCGGUGCCACGCCUGAUGCGCUCUUCAUGGCCGCACUGCUGGACUUGCCUAACACGGUGGUGGUCGGUAGAGCCGCGAUGCUACUGGAGUGUGCACAUUUGGUCCACAACUGCAACAAAGGCCAGUGGCCCUACUGGUUGAAGUCCAAUAUGUCUAAAGCAACCGUCACUACGAGUCCGCACCUGAAAAGACAACGUUUAGCUGCAAAAUUAUUUUAUCAAUGGGCUGAAGCUAUAGGAAACCGGUUGGAAGAGAUGUUGAUAGAAGACAAAAAAUACAUAGACAACGUGAUCAACGUGGUCACCGACCCUGACGGACAACGCGACCUGCUGCAGCAGGACGAGGAGGAGGACUUCCUCGACGAAGCGAGCCUGCGAGCGGCGGGCGGGCCUGUGGGCGCGGCGUGCGGGCGCGCGCUGCGGCUGGUGGCGUGCGUGCUGCUGUGCGAGAUCACGGCCUUCCUGCGCGAGUCCUACCAGAACCUGCCCAAGUCCUGCCGCGCCUCGCUCAAGGAGCGAGGGCCCUGGGACCGCGUCUAUAGGGAAGCGAACCGGCGGUGGAGCAUGGCGCUGUCCUCGAUGGGGCACUCGCAGGCGUCGGCGCAGAGCCUGCAGUCCAUCGCGGGCGCUGAACCUGAGCGCAAGAUCUCUUUCGUCAUCCACGAGCCCGAAAAUGUCUCUGGCGGGAGCAACGUCACGUUGGCGGACGCAAUCCCGCCCGUAGACGACAAGAAGGGGCGGCUAGGGUCUCGCGGGAAGGCGUGCCUGCACCGCCGCAGCACGCAGCAGCACCAAGCCUACGGAUCUUUCAAGCGACGCUCGAUCAAGCUCCGGCAGAAGGACGCAAGGGAAGUCGACGAAUUUGUUAAUCGGCGCUCUGAAUCAAUACAAAGCAGGCGAAAGGUAUCGUCCCUUUCUGACAGGAGUGACACAUCUGAAAUAUAUCCCCCUGCAGGGGGCACAGUAAUUAUGCCAAACGAGGUGGACAGUGGAGGGGAGGAGAGCCCCGGGGUGCUGUCGGACGACCACGACCACCCGCCGGACAGUCCGGAUAGCAACUCCACCGAUCCACCUGAUAAUAAUAAGGGUUUCCCUUGGCUUAAGGUUAUGGUAAAGUUCCUUAACUCGUUCAACUACGUAUGCUGCCACCAAAACUUCUGCCAUCCGUACUGCUUCCGUCGCAACAUGCGCGCCAGCGCCCGCCUUAUGAAGUCCGUCCAGAAGAUAUAUGGGGAGAAGUUCGGUCCUGAAGUGAACGCUACGAACAGUGAAGAUGGACUUGGCGGGGCGCGCCGAGGGCGCCGCACUCGCAAGUCUUCGGAACACGCUACUGAUAGAAUCGACAGGUCCGUGAUAGAAAGCGCGGGGCUGGCGUACCACGCGGCCGGGGUCGAGGCUGCAGCUAAGGCCGCGGAGCCCGCCGCCGCGCCCAUGACCUCCGCUUACCCGCCGGCCGAGCCGCCCGCCAUACUCAAGUACCUCAAGGGGCAGGUCCGCGACGCAUAUCACGCGCCGCUGGCGGCGCUGAUUAAAGGCGCCUGCACGAUGGACGAGCAGCUGUUUGCCGAGAGCGCCGCGGUGGCGUGGCAGCUCCUACUGGAACCGGACCGGGAGCUGAGCGCCUGCGCCGCGUCGCUCUUCAUACUUGCCGCCGUGAAAGCGCCCCUCACCGCUUCGGAGAUCAUGCACAACGACUUGAAGCACACCGACCCCGCGGUCAGAAUCAAGGCGAUCCUAAAAUUCCAAGUGAUGUGGAAGCUCCGCUACCAAGUGUGGCCGCGCAUGGAGGAGGGCGCCUCCGUGACGUUCAAAGUGCCUCCCCCCGGCAUCGAGUUCACGCUGCCCUCGCCGAAGAUAGGGAUCGAGUCGCUGGCCGUCGUGGACCCGCCGUGGACGCCGCAGGUCAAGGACAAGGAUAUGGAGAUGACCUUGAACCAGGAGCGGCAUCGAUCGCUAGUAACAGCGACCAAGACCCGCAAGAAGCAGCAGACGGAGGCGAUCAAGCGCGCGCUGCAGCAGCGGAACGACAAGAAGCGCGCGGAGCGGGAGAGCUUCCUCAUCACCACCAUACCCAUCACGAGGCAGGCGGCGCGCGAGCCCGCGCUCGACCAUGCCGCUGACGACCACAUCGAACCGCCAGCCGACGAGGAGAUAUCGGAAGGCGUCCGCGGCUCGCACCACACGCAGGUGGCGUCGGCGCUGUUCCCGUCCGCGCUGUGCUCGGCCGUGGCCGAGAUCGUGUCGCUCCUGGACGACGCGGCGGUCUCCGCCGAGGGCUGCUCCGUCUACGAGGUGGCCUAUCAGGUUAUAUGGGGCUGCUUAGUCGAAGAUUCAGCCUUAUUCCUCCGCCACGUACUGGAACGUCUGACGCGCGAUCACCAAGACGAGAUGUUCAAGUUGCUCCGACACCUCAUCCGCUUCAUACCGCGGCUGCCGCAACAAGCCGCUUUCGCUUUAUACAACUACAUCAUUGGAUAUGUCAUGUUCUACAUCAGGUCGCCGCAUGAGGAGGGACAAAGGCUCAUUGGGGCGGCUCUUUCUAUUCUUUGGAUGGUUGUCCAUAGCGUGCACGGUAUAAUGUUUAAAGAUCUAAAACAAAUUUUACGCAAGGAGCAAUGUGACGCGUCUAUUUUGCUUACUGCCAACGUGCCCGCAGCCAAGAAAAUUAUUGUACACGGACCAGCUGACAAUGAGGGUUGUAUUCCAUCACAGUUCCCAAUUCAAGAAGACACUCAGUUUGGUCAAAUAUUAAAGGAAUCGCUAGAUUUCUUUGGAAUACCGGAGAACCUACAUAACGAACACUUCCUGGUUGAUUUUAAAACUCGUCAGAUCCACAACCCGCAGUCGUACGUGCGCGACUGGUACUUCUUCAAGCGCUCGCAGUACCCGCAGCUGGGGCUGGUGCACAUGGCGGCGGACGUGGCCUUCGACAAGCUGCAACAGCAGGAGCUGCUCUCCAAGUUCGUGGAGAUCGGCAAGGUGCUGCUCACCUGGGCCAUUCUGAAGAACGUUGACAUGGUGGUCCAACGAGUGGUGUUCCUCCACGACGAGCUGAUGAAGCUGCCAGCAUUCCCACGCAAGGCGCUCGAGGCUGACCUGCAACUGUACAGCAGAGGGGCGCUCGGCUCCACGCUACUCGGCUUGGAUGUGCUACACAAGUUUAUGUGGGUCCGCCUCAUAGCGCGCAUGUUCGAGGCCAUGGCGGGCAACUUCACGUCGUCGCGCGACAUACACCUGUUCCUCAACGUGCUGAACGGCGCGCUCAUGCUGCAUAGCGAGGACUCGCUCAUACUCCGAUAUGUCAUCGCUACUUACGUCAAUGCUGCGUUCAAUUUUAAGAACAUCUUUUCUACUAAUGGAUACCUUCUCAUCAUGCCGACACUGCUUCAGAUCUAUUCAAAUUACCAAACGAACAAGCUAGUGACCACAACGAUAGAGUACGCGGUGAAGCAGUUCUACUUACUGAACAGAAAGCCGUUCAUUCUGCAGAUGUUCGGCUCCGUCUCCGCCAUAUUGGAUACUGACGAGGAAUCAGCCUAUGGUGAUGCCAGUAAGGUACAAUCGAGCUGCCUCUUCAACCUGCUGCUAAGCCUAGAGACGCCUUCCCCCGACCCGCUUCACAUCGCUGAACUGAUCAAAGAGGAAAAGCCGCUCAAACCCAUCGACUUCUGCUACCGGGACGAGGACGAGAUGGUCAACGUGCUGGACUGCAUCAGCCUGUGUGUCAUGGUCGUCUCAUACUCCGCUGAGAGUAUGCGGGGCUAUCAGAUGCUUAUAAUACUGGAAGCGAUAUUGCCGUGCUACGUGAAACAGAUUCAAUUACCAACAUACAAUAGAGAAGGAAAGACUGAGAAAGAGAUCAUACAACAACUGGCGAUUGCUAUCAAGACUCUUGUCAAUAACUGCGAAGGAUUGUCAAAGUCGUAUAACGGUCCGUACCGCACGUCGCCCGAGCACAAGGGCUCGUCGCAGCGAGGAGUUCGCACGGCGCCCACCUCGCAGUUCAAGGGGCUCGACGGGCUCGAGGACGAGUCGCACUCGCGCUACGUCAGCGACCACUCGCGCGCGCAGCCCGCGCCCGAGUACACCGGCGCUGAGGACUCGGAGUUAAUACGGGCAGAAUACCGUCGUCCGCGAGAUGUGUUGCUGUCGCUGGUGGGAGACUUCAUCGGUCGCGCGACGACGCGGCUGCUCGACCUCAACGGCUCCAAGGGCAGCGGCGGCAGCGAGGGCAAGCCGGUCGAGCUGCUCGACUGCAAGUCACAUGCCCGGCUGGCAGAAAUCGCGCACUCGCUGCUGAAGGUCUCGCCGUAUGACCCUGAAUCAAUGGGCUGCCGCGGCCUGCACCGCUAUAUGACUCAGGUGCUUCCAGCAGCGGACUGGGCUGAUGACGCCCUCCGUCCCUCUCUUAUUAUGAUCCUAAGGCGCCUGGAUAAAGUCUUCCUAAAGAUUGCCAAGAAACCUAGCAUAAGGCGCAACACCGACUGGGACUCUGCGGCAGUGUUACUCAAAGGUGUCUACGAAACUAUGAUACGAUGUCCGUACGUCAUGCAUUGGCAGCAAGUUAAGACUUUACUUAACACUGUUCAAGCUCUUAUCGUAUCGGAAAACAACAGCGGCGAGAACUUGUCGUCUGCGACAGCGGCGCUGAUGUCGCAGCCGCCGCCGCCGCACUUCUGCAGCACUGUCGUGCGGCUUAUAGCGCUUCAAGUCAUCAAUACUGGAGACAGCUACUCGUUGGAGCAAAUGUGCGGUGGCAGCGCUAUAUUUCAGUCAGCGGAGAAGACUGAAAACAUGCUAAUGAAUCUAUUUAUGCCUCUUUGUUUACGAGUGGGAAGCGGGCGGAAAGACGUGCCCCCGCUGCGGCAGUCGGACGUGUCGUACAUCGUGUCCGUGGUGCUGAGCGCGCUGUGCCCGCCCGCCGCGCCGGGCCAGCUGGCCGCCGUCAACGCCAAGCUCAACGCGGCCGAGGCGCGCGCCAACUCGCUCACCUUCACCGGCAGUCGGGACACGCGCAACACGACCAAGCUGUCCCACCAGCUCUACAAGAUCGCCUUCCUAGCCCUAAAAGUGCUGUGCGCAUGCUUCACCUCGGAGCUCUGUUCGGAGUGGGGCCGGAUCGCGCGUGCCAUGCGAGACCUAGGGCGCCGGAACGAGGCCGCGGCGCACCUGUGGGACUUCCUCGAGCACGUCGUCACCUACCGCACGCCGCUGUUCGUGUUGCUGCUGCCGUUCAUUGUACACAAGCUAUCCCAGCCGCCCAUCGGCGACAACGAGCGGCACAUGCAGUUCGUGGUGCGCGAGCGCGUGCGCGGGCUGAAGCUGCCCGCCGCGCGCGCGCGCGGCGCGCUGCUGGCCGAGCUGGCGCGCGACCUGCGCACGCUGCGCGACAAGCACGACCACUGCAAGUUCGAACAAAUAGCUGAGAAUAUAAGCGCGGGCGGCAAGCGCGCGUCUGAAGUGUACGGGCGCACGGGCGACAAGGCAGCGCAGCACCGGCCCUCGCUCAUCUCCAUGCUGGUGGGCCGCUCCGGCCUGCCGCGGACCCCCGACCACCCCUCCGCGCCGCUCUCGGCAAGGAGGAUUAAUGUGAUCUUCAUUGCAGAGUCGGUGUCGAGCAGUUCUACGACGAGCCAGCACCUGGUCGGCUUCGACCUGCCGAGUGCGCGCGCCGACAACGGGAAUAGUCAUUCCAAUAUAGGGUCAUCGACGUACGGCAGUGAUACCAAAACGGCCAGCACGCCAUCAUACAGCACUACACAGACUAAACUGCGUUUCGUCUCUUCCGUCGAGUUUAAAUUCACCACCGGUGAGACCUCCCAAACCCCUCUCUCCCCGCUGUCCCCCGGCGAGUGGUCGUGCGACCGCAGCGGCGAGCACGACGACGACCGGCCGCGGCUGCAGCGCGCGCACGGGCCCUCCAAGAAAACCUUCAAGUUCCGCCGCAGCCGGCACGCCAAGCCCGAGCAGCAGAGCUCGCGGCUGGAGUCAGACGAUUGCUCGUCCCCGGGCCCCGAGAGCACGCCGGCGCGGCGCGCCUGGCCGCCGCUGCUGGCCCCCGCGGCCAUCAACACGGACACCUCGUACGACAGCGAGAUCUCGCAGACCUCCUCCACGUCGGGAUACAGGCAUGACAGAGAGAGCUACAGCCUGCAGGCGUCGAUGACGGAGUCUCCGGGCGGCUCGGCGGCGCGCGCGGCGCUGGCGUCGCCCGAGCCGCCCUCGCAGCGCACGGCCACGCCCGAGGCCAGCCCCGACGCAUCUAUAAGCGAAUCGGGCACGUCGUCCGCCGAGCGCACGGCGCUGCUGGGCGCGGCCAGCCAGCGCUCGCUCCUGCUCAGCAGCGACCUGCGCGACGAGGACACACUGCUGUAGUCACCUCACCUGCA
Cydia amplana is the source of this 10203-nucleotide messenger RNA. It is a transcript of the gene unc80, whose product is annotated as protein unc-80 homolog. The record is from RefSeq and is a predicted model, not a curated record. Bases 5 to 10189 code for a protein of 3394 amino acids. Gene Ontology annotation, molecular function: monoatomic cation channel activity. Gene Ontology annotation, biological process: monoatomic cation homeostasis. The transcript has 66 exons. Gene Ontology annotation, cellular component: cation channel complex; axon. Lineage: Eukaryota; Metazoa; Arthropoda; Insecta; Lepidoptera; Tortricidae.